This is a messenger RNA of Chanos chanos (milkfish), 2228 nucleotides long. It is a transcript of the gene rbm12bb, whose product is annotated as RNA binding motif protein 12Bb. The record is from RefSeq and is a predicted model, not a curated record. Bases 276 to 2183 code for a protein of 635 amino acids. NCBI's taxonomy places the organism in Eukaryota, Metazoa, Chordata, Actinopteri, Gonorynchiformes, Chanidae. Gene Ontology annotation, molecular function: RNA binding. The transcript is spliced from 3 exons.
GGUCGUAAUAAAGUAUUGAGUCGUCUUUGUCCCGUCUCUGUUGCCUGCAGGCUUCCGUAGAUUACGCUGUAAAGAGAAACCAGUUCGCAUAGCGAGCAAGUCAGGUAAAUGGCGCAACUGUUGGAGUAUGUAUGCUGCAAAUCAGAGUAGAAGAACAUAAAUUUAUGUUUUCUACCCGAGAAUCUCCAGUUCAACAUCAUAUUAAUCAGCUCGACUAAUAUAUUUGGGACUUGUUUCUUGUUCGUGAUCUUGUCCUGUUGUUAGUACUUGUCUUCAUGGCGGUGGUCAUCCGCUUACAGGGACUCAGAGUCACAGCUGGUUCUGAGGAUAUUCGCAGUUUCUUCACGGGCCUCAGGAUUCCCGAUGGGGGGGUGCAUAUAAUUGGUGGAGAGUUGGGUGAGGCGUUCAUUAUCUUUGCGUCCGAUGAGGAUGCGAGAAGAGCGAUGACUCGCUCGGGGGGCUGCAUCAAAGGCUCUCCGAUCAAUUUGCUUUUGAGUAGCAAAUCGGAAAUGCACAACGUUCUGGAAGCCAGCACGAAGAGAAAACCCGAACUGAACGCUAAGAGGGUCUACAAGGAAGGUGCCAGAAGACCAGCUGUCAAUUCGGGUCCGUCGCCGUUCAGAGAGAAGGCAAAAAUGAGAAGAGCUGACCUAGAGAUGGGGAACAGGCUAGGUUCAGCAACUCAUCCUGGUCAAAUGAGAGAGGCUGUUGUAGAAAACAGCAAGGGCUCGUGUCUGCAGUUGAUUGGCAUGCCGUUCUCCACCACCAAAGAAAAUGUCCGACUGUUUUUUGAGGGUUUGCAAAUUGAGGAUAUCAUCUUUCUGAGGAACCAUCGUGGUAUGUUUAAUGGAUGUGGCUUGGUCAAGUUUGCCACCAAGGAAGAUGCUGUGGAAGGCAUGAAGAGGGAUCGGCAGUACAUCGGACAGCGCUUUAUCAAACUGAAACCGUGCACUGAACAGCAGUGGUUGAAAGCAAGUGGAUCCGUCCAGUCAGACCUCAGAAGAAAUUACGCUCCAGAUCGGUCGAGAUCUCGUUCUCCUUUCGCCUAUCGGUCACGGUCUCAGUCUCAGUCUCCUCCUAAAGAGGAGUUGUGUGUCCUGCUUGAAAACCUUUCGUAUGCUGUUGAAAAAAGGGAUAUUAAGGAGUUUUUCCAUCCCAUUGCCCUCAAAGAUGAACAAAUUGUCUACGUUCUCGACAAGGAGGGGAACAGGAUGAGGGCUGUGAUCCUAGUUCUGGGAAACCUGAAGGAUUACUGUACUUGCCUGGCUCAGCACAAGCGAAGUUUUCGGAACAGGACUCUGUACGCUUCUCCCAUUUCCAGAGAAAAGAUGGUUGCAAUGUUGGCCAGAGAAGACCACAGAAGGUACAGCAGAUCUUCGGAGAGAUCGGAGCCACGUGAAGACUUACGAGAGUCGGAAAGGAGAUGCCUCUACGUUCGCAAUUUGCCCUUUGACGUCCGCAAAGUGGAAAUCACGGACUUCUUCCACGGCUUUCGUCUCUCUGAGGACAAGGUGAUCCUGCUCCGAGACGAGAGAGGGGCCGGGCUUGGUGAAGCUCUGCUGAUCUUCCAGACGGAGGAAGAGGCAUCCAUGGCACAGUCCCUGAACGGGCAGAGGUUUCUUGGCUCAGAAGUGAUGUUGAAGUGCAUCUCUUGGGCUCAGGUGCGUGAGUUCGGUGUUAUGGAUCAGGUAAUGGAUGAUCCCUUGGAGACAAACUCGCCGAGGAGCUUCACGGAGACAUACGGCGACGAGCCUCGGUUUCCUUGUGAUGGGAUGCACCCAGAUGCUAUGGUGAGACAGGAUGUCUAUGACCGUUUGUCUGACAUGCCUUCUUAUGGAAGUGGUCAUCAGUUUGAAUCUCCCCUGGACAGUCGUGACAAGUUCAGGGGCCAAGUGGACGAGACCAGUCAUCGCGGAUUAGGGCCCUCCGGGCAACAGUUCGAUGGACCAACUUGUCUAAAGUUGCUCAACUUACCGUUACCGAUCACGAUCGAUGAAAUCUAUGAUUUCUGCUACGGCUACAAGGUGAUUCCGGGGUCCGUGUCGUUGCAGUACGAUAGGAAUGGAGUUCCCAAAGGCUCAGCCACUGUGGUGUUUGAGUGUCACAGUGAGGCAGUGACCGCUGUCAGAGAAUUAAGCGGAAGACCCAUUGGCACGAGAAAAAUCAAAGUGGUGUUUGUGUAAAUAUGGAUGCAUUUAUUUGUUUACUUGCCCUUUCAAACCGCUGUC